Molecule: messenger RNA, 1810 nt
Organism: Vigna angularis (adzuki bean)
Lineage: Eukaryota; Viridiplantae; Streptophyta; Magnoliopsida; Fabales; Fabaceae
Product: malate dehydrogenase [NADP], chloroplastic
Exons: 14
Coding region: 216-1526 (436 amino acids)
Biological process (GO): malate metabolic process; tricarboxylic acid cycle; oxaloacetate metabolic process
Molecular function (GO): L-malate dehydrogenase (NADP+) activity; L-malate dehydrogenase (NAD+) activity
Source: RefSeq, a predicted model, not a curated record
CCUCUUCGUCUCUUGCCCUCCAAUUUUACCUUCCAUUUUCUACUUAUCUCCCCCCCACCUUGCUAUCCGUGAACCAAACGUUAUCUCACUUCGUCUUUGCUUUGUAUGCACAUACCCUUUACAAAGUUCUUCAUAAAUCUUCAUUUUACUCUUCCAUAAGCAGAAAAGGUGCCUUUUUUUUACACUUCUUCUGAGACUUUCUGUGCUGUGCUGCCAUGGCUGUGACACACUUCAACCCCACUUGCUCAAAACCCCGUCUUCACUCAUCCCAGCUCUCUUUCCUAUCAAGGACUCUCCCCAUACACCGCCACUGUUCUUUUGCGCCACUUCAUAGAACUCAACAUGCUAGGAUUUCCUGCUCUGUUGCCCCGAAUGAAGUGCAGGUGCCAGCUGUGACAACCCUGGAUCCUAAGGGUAAGGCUGAGUGCUAUGGUGUCUUCUGCCUUACCUAUGAUUUGAGGGCUGAAGAAGAGACAAGAUCCUGGAAGAAAUUAAUUAACAUUGCAGUGUCAGGUGCUGCUGGAAUGAUUGCAAAUCAUCUACUUUUCAAACUUGCAUCUGGUGAAGUUUUUGGUCCUGAUCAACCUGUUGCUCUCAAGUUACUGGGAUCAGAACGGUCAAUCCAAGCUCUUGAAGGUGUUGCAAUGGAACUGGAGGACUCUUUGUUUCCUUUGUUAAGGGAGGUGAGUAUUGGUAUUGAUCCUUAUGAAGUGUUCCAAGAUGCAGAAUGGGCUCUGCUAAUAGGUGCAAAGCCUCGAGGACCUGGAAUGGAGCGAGCAGACUUGUUAGACAUAAAUGGACAGAUUUAUGCAGCGCAGGGAAGAGCACUAAAUGCCGUGGCCUCCCGCAAUGUCAAAGUUAUAGUAGUGGGAAACCCUUGCAAUACAAAUGCAUUAAUAUGCUUGAAGAAUGCUCCUAACAUUCCUGCAAAAAAUUUCCAUGCUUUGACUCGCUUAGACGAGAACAGAGCAAAAUGUCAGCUAGCCCUCAAGGCAGGUGUCUUCUAUGAUAAAGUGUCAAAUGUGACAAUAUGGGGAAACCACUCAACUACUCAGGUCCCCGACUUCUUAAAUGCUAAAAUUGAUGGUUUGCCAGUCAAAGAGGUGGUUAAGGAUCAUAGGUGGUUGGAGGAAGAGUUCACUGAAAAGGUUCAAAAGAGAGGUGGUGCACUUAUUCAAAAAUGGGGAAGAUCAUCGGCAGCAUCAACUUCUGUAUCAAUUGUUGAUGCCAUCCGAUCUUUAGUAACUCCUACUCCUGAGGGUGAUUGGUUUUCUUCUGGUGUAUAUAGCAAUGGAAAUCCUUAUGGAAUAGCUGAGGGUAUUGUUUUCAGUAUGCCAUGUCGAUCAAAGGGCGAUGGUGAUUACGAACUUGUGAAGGAUGUCAUAUUUGAUGACUACCUCCGGCAGCGGAUAAAAAAGACUGAAGCUGAGUUGUUGGCUGAGAAGAGAUGUGUGGCUCACCUAACGGGCGAGGGAAUUGCUGUUUGUGAUCUACCUGGUGAUACCAUGCUCCCAGGAGAAAUGUAACAAGCCUUCCUCCUUAAUGCCAAAGCAGAUACUGAAAUUGGUGUCUUAUAAGGUACUAGUUAGGGAAUCAAUAAAUACAAUGUUUUUAUUGUGAAUCAUGAUGGGAUACCUUGGUAAGUUUUAUAUUUAUCUCUAAAAAGAGUCCAUUUUGAUUCCUUAACAAGUGGCUUAGGACAUGGGUUAGCAUUCUCUUGUUGGAAUAAAAUCACAAUAAUUGAUGUAGAAGUAUGGGAUAUGAAUGUAAGAAAUGAAUAAGUAAUAUCAAUAAGAAGAGUUUGGAAACA